Molecule: messenger RNA, 2239 nt
Organism: Danio rerio (zebrafish)
Lineage: Eukaryota; Metazoa; Chordata; Actinopteri; Cypriniformes; Danionidae
Source: RefSeq, a predicted model, not a curated record
AUGUCGUGGAUAAGCUAUUUCUCCACCUGCUCUUGUCUAAGUGAUCGAAAGCAGUUCCCGACAUUUUUCAGAGUGGUUCCAAGUGAUGACUACCAGGUCAAAGCGAUUGCACAGCUUUUAAAGAGGUUUGACUGGACAUGGAUUGGUGUUGUGACUGAAGACCAUGAUUAUGGCAGAUUUGCUUUACAAGGCUUAAAGCGAGAAAUUGAAAAUACAAACAUUUGUUUGGCUUAUCAUGAAAUGAUUCCAAAAGACUAUACCCAGGAACGAGUCUUGAAGAUUCUUAAAGUAAUGAAGGAAUCAACAGCCAAGGUAGUUGUUGUUUUUUCAGUAGAAGGAGAGUUUUAUCCUGUUUUAAGAGAGUUUGUGGCUCAAAAUAUCACUGGAAUUCAGUGGAUUGCAAGUGAGGCUUGGGUUACAGCAUCAAUGUUAGCAGAGACAUAUUCAUUUUUAGAUGGCACAAUUGGCUUUGCAAUCCGUCAAGGACACGUCCCAGGUCUUCAGGAUUACAUCAGGACCGUCACUCCAGAAAAGUACCCUUCUAUUCCUCAGGUUCAGGAACUGUGGGAGGCUUUGUAUGGUUGUUCUCCAUCCACAUCCACCUUGAGCAGUCAUUUACCCUCAUGCACAGGAAAAGAAACUCUCAGAAAAGAAUACUCUGCCUACAUGAACACAUCCAGCCCUCGUGUGACCUACAAUGUUUACAAAGCGGUGUAUGCCUUUGCUCAUUCUCUUCAUAAUCUUAUUGAAUGUAGAAAUGGACAUGGGCCAUUUGAGAAUUUCUCAUGUGCGAACCUCAACAAUGUGUUUCCAUGGCAGCUGAAGCAUUACCUUGAGGAUGUUUCCUUCUCAAUAUCUGGACAAAAUGUUAACUUUGAUAAUAAAGGAGACUCAGUUCCAUAUUAUGAUUUAAUAAACUGGCAAAGAAGUGCAAGUGGAGAUAUGCAGUUUGUUAAAGUGGGCCUCUAUGAUGGUGCUCAGCAUUCUGGCAAAGAACUGGUGAUUGAGGAGCAGGCCAUUACAUGGUCUAACCAACAGACUAAGGCAAGGUCUGUGUGCAGUUAUAGGUGUGCACCAGGAUUUAGGACAGCUGCCCGUCGUGGGCAACCUUUGUGCUGCUUUGACUGUGUUCCAUGUGAAAGUGGCAAGAUCAGUAAUCAGACAGAUUCAGUAGAUUGCCUGCCAUGUCCUGAGGACUAUUGGUCAAAUGCAAAUGGUACAUCAUGUGUACCAAAAGUGAUUGAAUUUCUCUCCCAUGAUGCGAUGGGAAUGACCUUAACUGUCAUAGCUGUAAUAGGAGCCUUUCUGACCAUCACUGUGCUGGUGAUUUUUCUGUACAACAAAGGAACCCCUAUAGUCCGUGUGAAUAACUCUGAACUCAGUUUCUUCAUCUUGUUAUCACUGACUCUUUGUUUUCUGUGUGCUUUGAUAUUUAUCGGGGAACCCACAUCCUGGUCUUGUAUGCUUCGGCACACUGCAUUCAGCAUCACCUUCUCGCUUUGCAUCUCUUGCAUCUUGGGAAAGACUUUAGUGGUGCUGGCUGCUUUCACAGCGACCCGACCUGGAAACAAUAUAAUGAAAUGGUUGGGCCCUACACAGCAGAGAAUCAUCAUUUUCUGCUGCACUCUCGUUCAGGUGCUCAUAUGUACAGUCUGGCUUGUAGUAUCCCCACCAUUUCCCUAUAGAAACACUAAAUAUCAACAGUCCAAGAUCAUUCUGGAUUGCAGUGUGGGCUCUGAUCUGGCUUUUUGGUGUGUGCUGGGAUAUAUCGGUCUUUUAGCUUGUGUCUGCUUUUUUCUGGCUUUUCUGGCCCGGAAAUUACCAGGUAAUUUUAAUGAGGCCAAAUACAUCACCUUUAGCAUGAUUAUAUUUUGCGCAGUAUGGCUAGCUUUUGUACCUGCAUAUGUCAGCCAGCCUGGUAAGUUUACAACUGCUGUGGAGAUUUUUGCUAUACUAGCUUCUAGUUUUGGCCUGCUUCUUUGUUUAUUUGCCCCCAAAUGUUACAUUAUUUUAAUGAAGCCAGAGAAAAACACCAAGCAGCAUCUCAUGGGAAAAGUUAUAACAUGAUGAAUAAUAUAAAUAGCACAGUUUGUCUAUUAUGGUAUGCUAUGUUUAUUCUGAAGGGAUAUUUUUAACAUAAAAAUGUAAGAAAAAGAAAAGGUCUGUAUGCAUUCUUGUGCACCAAAACAACAUUUUAUACAUCUCAUAAUGCAAACACAAAUGUCCCUUCUUUCUAAGG